Messenger RNA from Thalassophryne amazonica, 7082 nucleotides. It is a transcript of the gene efhd2, whose product is annotated as EF-hand domain family, member D2. The record is from RefSeq and is a predicted model, not a curated record. The transcript is spliced from 4 exons. Gene Ontology annotation, molecular function: calcium ion binding. Bases 99 to 797 code for a protein of 232 amino acids. NCBI's taxonomy places the organism in Eukaryota, Metazoa, Chordata, Actinopteri, Batrachoidiformes, Batrachoididae.
UUUGCGAGCUGCCGUCGGACCCGAGAGGAAGAAGAAAUAAAACAGGAAGAAGACGAUGACAGCUGGGUUCGGGUUUUAGACAAGAACCAAAAGAACUCAUGGCUUCAGACGAGCUGUCCGCGAAACUCAGCCGCCGGCUGCAGAUCGAGACCGGCGACGAGGAGCCCGCAGCCCUGGAUCCUCCAUGCGAUCCCGAACCCGGGUCCGAGGACAAGCCCUGCACCGCUAACGCCGACUCGGAGCUCGGAGCCAAACUGCAGCGGCGCGAGGAGCUGAACCAGGGUCAGGCCGAACCACGGCAGCUCAAGGUCUUCAAUCCCUACACCGAGUUCAAAGAGUUCAGUCGCAAGCAGAUCAAAGACAUGGAGCGCAUGUUCAAAACGUACGAUACAGGCCGCGACAACUACAUUGACCUGAUGGAGUUGAAGCUGAUGAUGGAGAAGCUCGGUGCUCCCCAGACCCACCUUGGUUUGAAGAACAUGAUUAAGGAGGUGGAUGAGGACCUGGACAGCAAGCUCAGCUUCAGAGAGUUCCUGCUGAUCUUCAGGAAGGCGGCAGCAGGGGAGCUGGCAGAAGACAGCGGCCUCAGCGAACUUGCUCGCCUGUCCGAGAUCGACGUCUCCACUGAGGGCGUGAAAGGAGCCAAGACCUUCUUUGAAGCUAAAGCGGACGCCAUCAUGCAGUCUAACCGGUUCGAGGCGGAGAUCCGCCAGGAGCAGGAGGCCAAGAAGAAGCAGGCGGAGGAGCAAAAACAGCGACGAGCUGCUUUCAAAGAUUUGAAGUCGACGUUCCAGUGAGCGGCGCUCGGGCGUAGUCUUGGGCGCCGGCAUCAUGCUGUUAUCCUGUCUUUGUGUUUUUCACUGCUCAGUGUUGAAUACCUAGUAAAAUGGGGUGGGGGGGUAGUUCACAAUCCAAGCAGACUCACAGUCACUCACAUACCAGUUGAUAGUCUGAUCCCAGGGGGCUGGAUAAUUGUGGGGAAAUAUUAAAUUAGCAUAUCACGCUGUAACGAGUAUAACUAUGAGCUAACGGUGCACGGUGGUGGUACAUCUUUCAUACCCGCUGUGGAGCUUUUAUCCAAAACCAUUAAUGCUCGCACAUAUUAAUCAGACAUGAUGAUGUCACCACUUCUCUUCUUCAAAACAUCCUGUCCACAUGAGUGACGAACCCUUCAGACGUCUUCAUGCAGAUUCUCAUGGCAGGGAAAAAACCUUUGAUAUAAACUGUUUUUGGGGGGGGGGUGUUGGGGUUUAGUUUUGUUGUUCAGAAUCAUAAAUUCUGAUGUGUUCACGUGUGUCUGAUGGACUUCCUGUCAGCCAUUUAUUUCUGGUGUCACCUGAUGGGUUGCACGAUGUUUAGGAUCCCUGCAGACUUUGGUGGGAGUGUUAGACCGGUGACAAAUUAAAAACUUGUAGUGUCUGGUACUGUGUUAAACCAGAACUAGUUCUUCCCCAAAAACAUUCCCUGGUUUGUAGUCUAAAGUCUGGGUUGACCUCCGGUGUCUUUGUGUCCUCUGGACGGGGACACUGGUGUUGGGCCACUGCUUUUCUCUGUUGCUUUUCCUCUGCCACCUGUCUGUGUAAUAGCCUGCUGACUGAAGCCGUUUUUAUGUUCCACAGUGACACUCUGUGAGGGCUUUUAUUAGGCUUUGUGUGGGUGUGGCUUAUUUAUGGGAUUUGUGCCCUCUGACCUUCUGACCAUCUCACAGGUUGGUGGUCAGAUGGCGUCACGGUUGCAUUCCUGCUGUAACUGUUGUCAUUCUGAAUGCAGUCGGCGUUGUUAAGGGAAGUGAGAGUUCCUCUAAAGGUUGCUUCCUCAUGUUGAAACCCGCUGAAGAGUGUGAUUUCUGAGAGCAGCCUGGAUAUUGUCACGUGUUGACAUUGUGUCCACGCCUCGGAACUCACUGAUAAUUUUCAGUCACUUUGUACAUAGUCUAACAUUAAAGACCAGCUGAAGCUAAAUGCUGUCUGUUCAUGCUGCUUUAAACCAACUACCCGGACUGUUCACCACAGACCCAGUCCUCAGCAAGACCACGAGUAAACUAACGUUCUGUUUUAAGACCCCGUGUAGAUUAAUGUGCCGCUUUAAGACCACGAGUAGACUAACGCGCCGUUUAAGACCACGAGUAGACUAACGCGCCGUUUUAAGACCACACACUGUUUACUUCAGCAGAAUGAUGUUGACCAAUGAGUGAUGAUGUAGACUUUUGUUUUCUAGUUAGACUUUUUGUUGUUCUAGGCCUGAUAUCCUGUAAUGUGUAGCUGUGUAGCAUUAUCAUACGGCUGUUUUUCGGCGUCAUGUGCCGUACCGUUAGCCUCACUUACCGUGUGUAGAAACGCGUUUGCUGACACUUGUCAAAUGUUGCAGGAAUAUCAUGUUUUGGGUCACAGUGCAGCUUAGAUUAUUUUAAUGCACAGUCUUACAGCACUGCGUAGAACCGCUCAGUUAAACAUUUCCUCACUGAGGACUGAACAAAGUUAAUAGUUGGGUUUUGUUUUAUCUGUAUGGUUCAGGGUCACCACAGCAAAGGUUCCUUCUCCAUCUAGCUCCAUCUUUGGCCUCAGCCAAUGCCUCUUCUUGGUUCUGUUUUACGGCAUCGCCCUGCAUUGGUCUCUGUCACACAUACGUCAUCUCAGUCUUCCAUGGUAUUCCAGCUUCUCUCACCUUUGACUCGAUCUUGUUGACUUUCACCUUAAAUUGCUUGUUGGGGAUCUUCUAAGCUUGAAUUUUAACAUUCUCAUCUACACCAUCUGCUUUUUUAUUAGAGAUACCAUCUGUAAGUCGAAUGUUCUUCCAGGUGCUUCACUCUCAAACAGUCCUGACCUCCUCCUCCAGACACUCCAUCCCACUCACAUUCAUCUGUUGUCUGCAGUCAAAGGAGGUCAUCCCUGUUCUCAGGUACUGACCUUCAUUCCUCUCCUUUCCAUUGGUCUAACAUUCCAGUGUCCUCCGAGUCCUCUACCGUUGUCUCAGUUGACAGUUCCGGUACGCUCUUAGUCCUCUAACAGUCUCUGUCGUCGGUACGUCAUUGAACAGGCUCAUCAAGAACUUCUGUGCUAGUUCUGCCAAACAUCUAACCCUGCAGAGGGAUGCUUGUUCUCCCACUCUGUCAUGUACCUCAUGAUUGAUACCUCAUGCACUUUUUUCCUUUUCAGCUGUGAUCUUUCCUCUCUGUGAAAACACUUUCCAGACUUCAUUUGUCACAGGAUUCUUAACAUCCUUUCCCACCUGCUGUUGCACUUCCUGCCCAGUCUCGUCCCUUUCUCAAGCUCAUCAGAGGGCUUCCUUCUCACGUCCGUUUGGACCAAAGUCCUCCUAAAGCUGUUUGGCGUUAAUUUCUAGUACUCUUUCAUGCUGUUUGCAUUUUAGUCCUGUUCUUUCUUUUCUGGUCUCUUUGGUUGCCCUUGCACCACCCCAACAUUUCCUAGUCCAGCUUUUCCUGACCCACUGACACACCCAGCAUGAGCACUUUCUGCAUUUUACUUUUGAAUGGUGCCUCACCAGAAGUCAUCUAGUUUUCUUGCAUGGUUACUUUGUGUUCUUCUCAACACUUGCUUCAGGUUGCACCUUCUUCGCAUGACAUGGUCCACCUGUGUGGUCCUGAAAUGAUGCUUGCUUUUGUCUGUAUGAUCCCUUUACUCCCUGAAGUGUGGCCCUGGUCAUAAAAUCUGUCCUCACCUCCAUCUUCCCCCACCCAACCCCACUACUUCCAAGUGGAGUCUGGGAGCAUGCCCUGGUGUCGUGCUUUGCCACAUCCACAACGCUGCAGAAUCACCUCGGGUCCUGAAUAGCAGACAACUGGUCCAACCCCACACUCUCAAAUCCCAUCGUGUCUUCAGGUGUGUUUCCUUUGCUUACGUUCUUAUUUAGGUUGACACCUAUAAACCCCCCCCCCCCCCCCCAUCUUCUCACAAGCCAUCAGAGGCGUGCACGCACUGGAGCCUGACCGAUAUGGAUUGUUUGUGGGCCGAUACCAGCUGAUGGUGCAAAUCGAGGAUUGGCCUCUACAGCAGACGGUGCUCCUCUGCAACCUCAACAGCCUCAAGUCUAUAGUCAUCGACUGAAGGAUGCCAUUAAACAGAAAAAUCUCAAUGAUUUAUGACAAAGAAAUAUAGUUGAGGUUUAGAUUUUUUUUUGUUUGGUUUAAACAUGAACUUUACAAAAAAAAUUACUACAACAGUAACCAACAACCAACCAGUGUAUGUCAACUGCCUUCACCUGGAUUGACAAUUGCUAUGUGACAUCACUGAGCAGUUGCAUAAAAUGGACUUCUCAUCUAUUUUAGCCCCACCCAGCUGGCGGCAUGACGGCCACUUGUCUCUUGUGGCUGUGAAACACCCUCUCUUGAGAAUGAACGGCAGCUGGUUGCUUUGCCUCUGUCUCUUGUAGCUGGGCGAUGGGCAUCCCAGCCAUGCUUGAAAGCAUUGUAAACAAUGCCAUCGGAUCACCCUCUGCUGGACAAACUAUGUAAUGACAUCUUUCCUUUUUUUUUUUUUUUCUUUUUUUUUUCAUUAAAAUGUGUGAAAGGCUCUUAUUGACUAAUUAUCAGUCAACUGAUAUUUCGGUCAGGCUCUUGUGUGCACUCAGUGUUCACCAUCUUUGUUUGAGUCCUAUCACUACUACCAGGUCCACCUUCAGACUGAUUCCUCGCUCUUCUGCUUCUCUUCCAGUCCAUACACAAAAUCUUGACCUCAGUGUCUCACUGUGUAUUUUUCUCACAUUGUGUUCUGAUUGGCGGUGGACGUUGUUUAAACCUGGUCCAGUCAGUGUAUGAGGUUUGGGUUUUGUGUUUUCUUUCAUCUUUAGGAGGUCGGGUUAGAUUUUUAGUGUGGGUCUCCUGCUCCAGGAGACCAUUAUGGAUGUUUGUGGCUCUCCAGAGUCCCACCCAGAUGGACAAUCACAUGCCCGGGCUCACUGAGGUCUGGUCCCGAUGGCGUCUGUAAAAAAUGAUCAAAUAGUUUUGCUAAAUGUGAUCAGUGUUCAUCUAUUUUCAUAUGAAAUGACCAAUUUAUGUUUUUAAAGAGCAUAUUGCAGUUUGUGUUCACAAACCUCAAAUAUUAUUGCUUUUUCUGGCAGUAGCGUGUGUGCGUAUGUGCCCAUAAGUAUUUGGAUAGUGACACGCUCAACAGCACAAUGGAGUGAAAAUGAAACCGUCAGGAUGUUCUUGUAGUGUUGCAUUUCAGCUUUAAUUCUGAGUUUAAGAAAAAUGCCUCAUAAAACAUUUAGGAAUUUCACAUUUUUACAGUCCCUCCAUUUUUACAGCCCAUAAGUAUUUGGACAAACAAAGUAUAAAGUUACUUUAUUAAAAAAAACUUCCAGAUUUUCAUACAAGAAAGUUUAUCAGGUCUGGUUCUCCCAUGUCCCUUUUGGCAAACUGUGGCUGAAAUCUCACACCUUCUUUUGGAGAACAUCUUUAUAAUUAGUGAGGAAAGACACAAAAGCUGCACCAUGUACAGUUUCUCCAGUCACAGCCACAGAAGCCUAUAACUCCUUCAGAGGUGUCCGGGUGGCUUGGUGGCUUCCUGCACUAGUCUUCUUGCACGGUCACUCAGUUUUUGAGAACCGCCUCCUCCGGAUGGAUUUACUGUACAGUACCACAUUGCUUGUAUUUGUCAGUGACUGAGGGAAAUAAAGUUUAAAAAAAAAAAAAAAGUCAGGUGUUCAUCCCCUCAAUGUAGACAGAAAAACAGCUGAGUGUAAAAAUGGUUUGCAUUAAAAAUAGUCCUUAUACUUACCUUAGGGACUGAAUAUUAAAAUGUCUAUCAUUCCUCAAUGGUUAAUGUGAUAUUUUUAUUAAAUCCCUUGAAUUAAAGCUGAAAGUCGAGUGUUUUAUUUUCUCUUCAUUGCAGAGAUGCACAUGACAAAAGUGUCCUCUGUCCAAAAACAUUUGUACCUGAGUGUGAAUAAAGGCAGCUCAACAGAAGCCUGUUGUGAUUUAAAAAAAAAAAAAAUCAUGUGUAAAAAAUGAUGUGCCAGUUUUUCUUUUUUAAAAUAUUUCCAUUCAUAGAACGAGUGCCAAACGUUGAAGCUAUGGUUCGCCAUCUGGCCGCACAUGAAGCCUUUGACCCCUCAACAUGUCACAAAGUCAGAAGAUAAUUAACUUGGACUAGGACACCGUUUUCAGAGGAGAGCAAAGAGCAGGAUGGUGAUCAAGACUGAUACUUAUUUCAGUCAAAUGUAUGAAAAAGGUUUAUAUGACACCUGAAUAAAUUCUUGGCCACGGCGUUGGCGUGUACAUCUUCAGCAGCUGGAAAAUCACUGUCAGAUGGAUUGGACAAGUUCUUAAUGUAGAAUUUAUCAUUUUUGCCAGAUGGAAGAAAGCAAAUGGGCGUUUUCAGGUGGCAUAGAUGGCUCCGUCCCGCUGCACUUCCAUUCCUGGUCCAAGAAGAAACACCUUUCUAAUUUCAAGUAAAAUCAAAAUAAGUAAAAUCAAAGGAAAAUGAAAGGAUGUGGAUGUAUUUAGGUGUCAUACUUAACAAAUAAUAAAUAUUUCAGAAUGUUAUGGAAACAUUCUUCCAUUGCAUGAAUGGAACAUUUUAUUUGCUGUUUUUGUGAGCUUUUUUUUUUUCUCAUCUGUGUUUUGGUGAACCUCAGCUUCUUCACAGAAUCUGUUAGAGAACUGCUGCGAUUCAGAGUGUGAAUUUGAUGGGGAUGUGUGGUGAUGCAUUUAUGAACAUCCUGCUGCGGGUUUACUUUGGUUGUCUUCAGGUGUCUCCUGGCUGCAGGUUUACGUUGGGUGUCUUCAGGUGUCUCCUGGCGGCAGGUUUACGUUGGGUGUCUCCUGGCGGCAGGUUUACGUUGGGUGUCUUCAGGUGUCUCCUGGCGGCAGGUUUGCGUCGGUUGUCUUCAGGUGUCUCCUGGCUGUGAGCCAGGACGUCGGUGGAUGUUGAAGCUUCUAAUACUUUAUCUCCUGUGCGUUGACUUACUGCGUUAACUUUUGUUUUCAUGUGUUCCUGUGAUGUCACUGGCUGUCACUGACACUUUACCAUAAUAAAUGUAUAACUUACUGUCUUUUGUGUUCAUGAAAAAAGAACAACUUAUGCGCCUAUAGAUUUUUAAUAAAAUGUAUCUUUCUUCUGGCA